Messenger RNA from Apus apus (common swift), 975 nucleotides. RefSeq names its product 2-oxoglutarate receptor 1-like. The transcript has a single exon. Gene Ontology annotation, cellular component: plasma membrane. Gene Ontology annotation, biological process: G protein-coupled receptor signaling pathway. The coding region runs from base 1 to 975 and encodes 324 amino acids. Gene Ontology annotation, molecular function: G protein-coupled receptor activity. Lineage: Eukaryota; Metazoa; Chordata; Aves; Apodiformes; Apodidae. The record is from RefSeq and is a predicted model, not a curated record.
AUGGCAUCUGAACGCACCGGCAAUUUCAGUGCUCUGCCAGACCAGAUAGAUCCUUUGACAAGCUGCAAGGAUGAAGAUUUCUUACAGGUGAAAUUCUAUCUCUCUGUUCUUUAUGGCCUGAUCUUCCUGGUGUGUUUCCCAGGGAACAUAGUGACAAUUUUGGUUUACUUUGUCAAGAUGAGGCCCUGGAAAAGCAGCACUAUCAUUAUGCUAAACCUGGCUAUCACUGACUUACUCUAUUUAGCCACGCUUCCUUUCUUUAUACACUACUCUGCUAAUGGAAAUAAUUGGAUUUUUGGAGACUUCAUUUGCAAGUUAAUUCACUUUUGUUUCUACUUCAACAUGUACAGCGGUAUCCUCUUCCUUAGCUGCUUCAGCAUCUUCCGCUUCUUUCUGGUUGUCCACCCAAUUAAAUGCCUUUUUGUUCAAAAACGGAGAUGGGCGGUGCUGACUUGUGUGGUGGUUUGGAUGAUUUCCCUGGCAGCCAUCAGCCCCUUGGGCAUCUUGAUUGCCACAAGGCAUAUGCGGAACAGGACCAUCUGCCCGGACUUGGCUCUUGCUGAGGACCUUGAGACUACACGGUGGUAUAACUGGCUGCUGACCAUCACUGUCUUCUUCUUGCCCUUGUUGACGGUGACUCUGUGCUAUGUGCUCAUUAUUUACACCUUGGCUACCGGGCCCCACACACGGGCUUGUUACAAACAAAAAGCCCGCAGACUCGCCAUUGUCCUCUUGGUGGUCUUCUACGUGUGCUUCCUCCCCUUCCACGUCUUUCGAGGGCUUCAUCUGGAGCUCCGUGUACAACCAGUGAGCUGCCACUUGAAGAACAUGACCCUUUUUAUGUUUAUCAUGGCUAAACCUCUAGCAGCAUUAAAUACUUUCGGAAACUUAAUGCUCUAUGUAGUGACAGGAGACAACUUCCAGCAGGCGAUCCUCUCACUUCUCAAGUUUCAGACAAACAAGAUCUUGAAGUAG